AGUAAACUUCCCAUAGUGCCUCGCGAGUCCGGGUUUGAUAACAAGCUGGGAAGGUUGGACGCGGGUUGCCUUUGUGGGGGUGGCUCUGCUGCGCCAGGGCGCUCUGCGAGCUUGGGGUCCGGCCACGGCCUGGCGGGGUGCCAUGCCGCUUCUUCGGGGCGUUUGGGGAGUGCUGAGCGCCCUGGGGAAGUCCGGAGCAGAGCUCUGCGCGGACUGCGGGACUCGGCUGUGCGCACCCUUCAGAUUUGUGUAUAUACCCAGAUGGUUUUCAUCCACUUUGAGUAGUUAUCCAAAGAAGCCAAUGACUUCUUACGUUCGAUUUUCCAAAGAACAGCUAGCCAUAUAUAAAGCUCGGAACCCAGAAGCGAAAAAUUCAGAACUAAUUAAAAAAAUCGCGGAGAUAUGGAGGGAACUUCCUGAAUCAGAGAAAAAGAUAUAUGAAGAUGCUUACAAGGCAGACUGGCAGGCAUACAAAGAAGAGCUAAACAGAAUUCAAGAACAGCUAACUCCAAGUCAGAAAGUGUCUUUGGAAAAAGAAAUGAUGCAAAAACGUUUAAAAAAGAAAUCGAUAUUAAAAAAGAGAGAGUUAACACUGCUUGGAAAACCAAAAAGACCUCGCUCAGCUUAUAACAUUUUUAUAUCUGAAUGCUUCCAGGGAGCUAAGAAUGGUUCAUCACAGGUAAGGCUGAAAUCUAUACAUGAAAGCUGGAAAAAUCUCUCCAGUGCUGAAAAGCAAGUAUAUAUUCAACUUGCUGAAGAUGAUAAAGCUCGUUAUUACAGUGAAAUAAAAUCUUGGGAAGAACAAAUGGUUGAAGUUGGACGUGAAGAUCUUCUUCGUCGCAAAGUGAAGCCCCAAUCAAAAAGCACUGAGUAAUAUUAAAUAGAAGAUUGAGUUAUGUCCAUAAUGGAUAGACACAAGAAACCAAUUAGGUCUCAGUAUCUGAAACUGUUAUAAAAUUAAAAGGAUAAAGCUAGUCAA
Myotis davidii is the source of this 979-nucleotide messenger RNA. It is a transcript of the gene TFAM, whose product is annotated as transcription factor A, mitochondrial. Lineage: Eukaryota; Metazoa; Chordata; Mammalia; Chiroptera; Vespertilionidae. The transcript has 7 exons. Gene Ontology annotation, molecular function: transcription cis-regulatory region binding. The coding region runs from base 143 to 874 and encodes 243 amino acids. The record is from RefSeq and is a predicted model, not a curated record.